Messenger RNA from Penicillium canariense, 4134 nucleotides. RefSeq lists its product as uncharacterized. The record is from RefSeq and is a predicted model, not a curated record. The transcript has 2 exons. Gene Ontology annotation, cellular component: spindle pole body; spindle; microtubule associated complex. Gene Ontology annotation, biological process: nuclear migration involved in conjugation with cellular fusion; establishment of mitotic spindle orientation. The coding region runs from base 1 to 4134 and encodes 1377 amino acids. Lineage: Eukaryota; Fungi; Ascomycota; Eurotiomycetes; Eurotiales; Aspergillaceae.
AUGACUGGCCAAGAAGUAUCUCCCGGCACGGUGAUUACGCUGACCGAUGGACGGCAGGCUACAGUUCGUUUCAUCGGUCUCACCAACUUCGCGAAUGGAGAGUGGAUCGGUGUUGAAUUGGCCGAAGCCAGUGGCAAGAAUGAUGGUGAGGUUCAAGGAGAGCGAUACUUCAAAUGUGAACCAGGUUUCGGCAUGUUCAUUCGCCCAACGGCUGUUGGUACGGUGCUUCAACAACCCCCGCGGGAGAGUAAACAAACCGUCAGAGCCGCUCCCACUGCGACUGCCGGCAGACAGUCCCAGAUCGGAGCCACCGCAGGUGUGCGGAAAUCUGGUGCGCUGCCCCCGACGGCGAUUAAGCGCCAAAGCACGAAUGCAACUGGGACCCCGACACCGGCGCCGAAGGCCUCACGAUCAUCGCUCAGGUCCCCCACAAAGUCCCCGACAAAACAGUUAUCCUCGUCAACGGCACCCUCCAACCGCUCUUCGAUUGGUGGUGCUCCGCGUACCUCAACUGUUGCAUCCAACCGUCCACGAUUAGCUUCUACAGCUAGAUCCUCAGCGGGCCAAGCUACAUAUCAACCUGCUGCCUCCCGAGCGUCGCGCCCGUCUGUUUCUGGUCCGGCACUGAGAACUUCAAGACCGGGGUCCCACAGCACCGUUUCAGCGGCCGGUCUAUCGAAGCGUCCCUCUUUGCGGCAAACUGCCCCCACAAAGGCAUCCGAUGGAGUCGAAGCUGGCACAACCGGACCACUAGAAGAACCAACUGCCGCAGAGUUCCUUGACACUGAAGGAGAAGGGCCACAAAACGAGGAAGCCGCGCUGACACCAGCUCCAGCGACCGCACCCGCGCCCGCGCCCAAAUCAGCUAGACAGUCUUUGACGGCUACUCGUUCACCAGCGUCUCGUCCAGGGGCUGCGCCAACCAUGACACGUCAAACCCAGAAUGCUGCUACGGCCCGAGAGUUGGAGGAACUCCAAACCAGGCUCCGGGUAAUGGAGAAGAAACGGGCGGAUGAUCGCGAGAAACUCAAAAUGCUGGAACAAUUGCAGACGGAGCGCGACAAGUUCGAAUCGAUUAUCCAGAAACUACAAGCAAAGUACCAGCCACAGCAGAUGGAAAUCACGGAACUGCGCAAGAACCUCAAAGAAACCGAAGCACGUCUCGAAAAAUUGGAACGAGUUGAAGCCGAACACGAGUCUCUCAUGGAAAUGGCUACCCUUGAUCGGGAAAUGGCAGAAGAAACUGCCGAGGCUUUCAAGCACGAGUGUGAGACUCUGCGGCUAAAGUUGGAAGAGCUUCAACUAGAGGUCGAGGUUCUACGAGAGGAGAACGAGGAGUUUGGCCAGGUCACAAGCCCUGAAGAACGAUCUAGCCAAGGAUGGUUGCAGAUGGAAAAAUCCAACCAACGCCUUCGUGAUGCCCUGAUACGAUUGCGAGAUAUGACGCAGCAGCAAGAAUCGGACCUCAAGGCCCAAAUCAAGGAGCUUGAAGAGGAUCUCGAAGAGUAUUCUGCUGUCAAAUCCGACUAUGAAGCUACUAAGGAGAGACUUCUGGUCGCAGAGACCAAUGUGGACGACCUCAAGCAGCAGCUGGAAACCGCAUUGGGAGCCGAGGAAAUGAUUGAAGAACUGGCCGAUAAGAACAUGCGUUACCAGGAGGAGAUCAAUGAGCUCAAGAUUGCCAUCGAGGACUUAGAAGCACUGAAAGAAAUUACCGACGAGCUGGAGUACACUCAUAUUGAGACUGAAAAGCAACUCCAAGAAGAAAUUGACUACCGCGAUGGCCUUUUCACGGAACAUCUUCGCAAGAUUGCGCAACAGGACGAGGUGAUUGAGGAUCUGGAAUACACACUGUCUCGCUUCAGAGAACUGGUCACCAAUCUGCAAGGCGAUCUGAAAGAUAUGCAGGCGUCUCAACAGAUCACCGAAGCAGAGGCUACCGACCUGACAACCCGCUCACGGGCCAUGAUGGACUUGAACAUGAAGCUUCAGGCUUCCGUAUCGAAGUCGCAGACGAAAUCCAUUGAUGUGGAACUGAACCGUAUGGAUGCAGAAGAAGCUGCGCAGCACCUCGCUAUUGCGAAGCUCUACCUUCCGGAAUAUUAUGAAGGAGAGCGAAACUCGGUCCUCGCUCUUCUCCGUUUCAAGCGUGUCAGCUUCAAGGCCACUAUUAUGAAUAACACCAUUCGUGAGCGAAUUGCUGAGCAAUCAUCUAUCUCAACCCACGAGGAGAUCCUGUACGCGCAUGAGGUCUCUGAGCACCUUCUGUGGAUCUCGACUGUCUGUGGUCGCUUCGUGAAUUACAUCAAUGCUUGUUCACCGGAAGAAUUCGCCAAUAUAAAGGUAGCUCUGUUCGAGAUGGAACCAGUUGAGCGUACCUUGAACUUCUGGAUCGAAAACCUGAAGAAGAACGAAGUGAACACGAAGAAGCUUGCAGUGGAGUUGCAGCGAUCAAUUGCCUUACUUACGCACCUGACGGAAACCUUUCUUCCCUCCACCCCAGAGGUGUUCGCUGACGAGUUGUGCAUGCGGGCCAGUCUGUCCCAAUCGUACCUUGACCAUACGGCAGCAGUCGUUGCUCGGUUGAUAUCUUUAGUGCAGUCUAAGCUUCCGGCUCCGGGAGAGGGCAGUGAGACUACCGAGGAGGAAACGUUCGCUCUGAAACAGCUGGGCUCUUUUGUAUCUCAGGCUCGUGGGUACAAGGUUGCCAUGGGGAAGGUUUAUCGCUCUCUUGAAGAUUUGCGCUCUAGGUCCCUUGCACUCUCAGAGGACGCCGAUGGGCCAUUCAAAAAGGCCGAGACUUCCACCAGACAACUCUCAGAACUUGCUCGCAAAAUGAGCGAGAGUGUUGUGAGUCUUACCAGUGACGAGGCUCGUACUGAGCCUUAUACUAUGGAAGAGAUUUUGGACAGCAUGUCCCAGGCUGUCGCAGGUUUUGCGCAGACUUCUGACGGUGCUACCGUGUCUGAUGAUCCCGUGUCGUCGCUUGUCAAUAACCUGCGCGGCCUGGGUGCCCAAUUAGAAGAAAUCGACUCAAUCUCGGCGGAUCUCUCUCAUACAGCUGAAUUUGAAAGGGGUGCUUUCCCUUGGAUCGCCCGAUCAGAGGAACUGAAGUCCAAUAAGACGAUAUCGCCAGAUGCUGAUGAGGAGAUCCGCCGCCUGAGAAAUGAAGUCCAUGAAGUUUCUACUGCCCUCGGUGUGAAAGACAACACUCUUGAGGAACAAAGCAUUAAGAUUGAGCUUCUUGAAUCGCGCAUGCGUGAGGCAGGCAAGAAAGCUUCCAUGGUGAAAGACCUUGAAGCCAAGCUAGAGGACAUCCAGGCAACGAGCUCGGAACUUGAGAAAACUGUUGAGUCGCAGAAGAAAGAACUCCAAGCUGCCGAGGCGGAACGCGAUGAAUUCAAGGGCCGCCUAGAAAGGAUGAAGCGGAUCUCUGGAACCGCUGGUGUCACGACUACAGGCGGCGGCAUCGUCAUUGACAAUGAGGCCUCGUUGGCUGCAAUGCAGGAAAACGAAAGCCUUCGUGCCGAAGUCAAAAGCCUCCAAGCCGCUGUACGUUUCUUGCGCGAGGAGAGCCGUCGCGCCAGCCUUCUCGACCCCUAUUCGGUACAGCGGUCGACCGACAUGCACGCCUGGCUGGAUGCGCCACUCACCCAAGCUUCUCCUACAGUUGAGCAAGAGAAGAUCCAGCGCACUGCCCUGGAAAGUCGAGAUGUCCUCACCCACCUCCUCAAACUCACAAAGGACUCUCGUGUGUGCGAUCUAAAGUCAACUAUGGUAUCAUCCACCGAGGAUGAGAGCAAGGUCAGCCGCACUUCGUGGCGUCCGUCAAAAUCUCGCCUCCGCUACCAAGUGCUCCAGCAGCGCGAAGAUUUCGAGCACUGGUCCGAAUGGCGCGACGACAUUGUCCAUCACGAGCGCGAACAAGAUCGUCUUGCUGCUGCCAAGCGAGAGCGUGCGCUACGCGAUCGGCUGCCAAAGCAUGCUCACAAGGCCUCCGUUGAGUUCCCUCAGGGCCUGGGUCAUGGCAUGAUGGGCCGAGCGUGGCAGAUUCUUGGCAUGCAAAACGGCCACCAUAAGACUGCCUCCACCAGUGGAGCCGGACCGGAGGUGGAGAUUCUAUCUGUGGAGUGA